Andrographis paniculata is the source of this 2013-nucleotide messenger RNA. RefSeq names its product metal transporter Nramp3-like. The transcript has 4 exons. The record is from RefSeq and is a predicted model, not a curated record. Gene Ontology annotation, cellular component: vacuolar membrane. Gene Ontology annotation, molecular function: cadmium ion transmembrane transporter activity; manganese ion transmembrane transporter activity. The coding region runs from base 152 to 1693 and encodes 513 amino acids. Lineage: Eukaryota; Viridiplantae; Streptophyta; Magnoliopsida; Lamiales; Acanthaceae. Gene Ontology annotation, biological process: metal ion transport; defense response to bacterium; positive regulation of reactive oxygen species metabolic process.
GUAAGAAAUUUCGUGGAAAUUACGUUCGGUGGCGUUCGAAUAUAAGGGAUUCGAUUCUCGGUUCCCCGUCUCCCCCAAUUCGCUCCCACACUCACUCUGUUUCGAUUUCCUCCAUUUCAAACAACCAAUCAACCCAAUCUGAGUUUCCGAAAUGCCGCCGCUCACGGAGGACCACCGCCACCGGUUGCUGGAGGCGCGUGAGGACGACGAGGGGGAAAAGGAAGAGCGAGCGUAUGAUUCGACGGAAAAGGUCCACAUCGUGGGCGUCGACGAGGAUUCCGACGACUACGCGACGGAGGCGCCGCCGUUCUCGUGGCGGAAGCUCUGGCUGUUCACAGGGCCAGGGUUUCUUAUGAGCAUAGCGUUUCUGGAUCCGGGCAAUUUGGAGGGCGAUCUUCAGGCCGGCGCCAUCGCCGGCUACUCUCUGCUCUGGCUGCUUCUGUGGGCGACGGCGAUGGGGCUUCUGGUGCAGCUCCUCUCGGCGCGUCUGGGGGUGGCAACGGGGCGCCACCUGGCGGAGCUCUGCCGCGAGGAGUACCCGAAUUGGGCGAGGAUGUUGCUGUGGGCCAUGGCUGAGGUUGCCCUAAUCGGCGCCGAUAUUCAGGAGGUCAUCGGAAGUGCCAUUGCUAUUAAGAUACUCAGCCAUGGAGUUCUUCCUCUAUGGGCUGGAGUUGUCAUUACAGCACUUGAUUGUUUCAUCUUCUUGUUUCUGGAGAAUUAUGGCGUGAGGAAACUGGAGGCACUCUUUGCUGUGUUGAUUGCUACAAUGGCAGUGGCUUUUGCUUGGAUGUUUGGGGAGACGAAGCCGAGCGGCGCCGAGCUUUUGAUCGGUGUUUUGGUUCCGAAGCUCAGCUCGAAGACGAUAAAACAGGCUGUAGGAGUGGUAGGGUGCAUUAUAAUGCCACACAAUGUGUUCCUACACUCGGCUCUCGUGCAAUCCCGGGACGUUAACAACAAGAAGAUCGGCCGCGUACGAGAGGCUAUUACCUACUACUCGAUAGAGUCAGGGGUGGCGCUUGCCAUUUCGUUCGUGAUAAACUUGUUCGUCACGACUGUUUUUGCGAAAGCGUUCUAUGGCACCGAGCAGGCGAAGAGCAUAGGCCUGAUCAACGCGGGGCAGUUCCUCGAAGAAAAGUACGGUGGAGGGCUGCUCCCGAUAUUGUACAUUUGGGCGAUUGGGUUGUUGGCGGCCGGACAGAGCAGUACAAUCACGGGCACUUAUGCCGGCCAGUUUAUCAUGGGAGGGUUUCUCGACCUGAGGUUGAAGAAAUGGCUGAGGGCAUUGAUAACCAGGAGCUUUGCGAUUAUCCCGACUCUCAUGGUCGCGCUUGUUUUUGAUACGUCCGAGGGGUCGUUGGAUGUUCUGAACGAAUGGCUUAAUGUUCUGCAGUCGAUACAGAUCCCGUUUGCGUUGGUUCCUCUUCUUUACCUGGUGUCGAAGAGUGAGGUCAUGGGGGUCUUCAAGAUUGGCCCGGUGCUUCAGACGGUGUCUUGGAUCGUAGCCGUGCUGUUGAUCGGAAUCAACGGAUACCUUAUGGUGGAUUUCUUCUCGUCUGAAGUCAGCGGCGUGGUGUUUACCGCGGUUAUUUUGAUUCUCACGGCUGCGUACAUAUGCUUCGUUGUGUAUCUAGUUUUGAGGGGAAUCCCGUUCUCCGGGUUGGCUGGCAAUGUCCGGACUGCGCUGGGAAUCUGAACGAUCGAGGGCGUCGUGAAACUACAUCUCUAGCAAAAUAAUGGUAUUACAGGGCAUUGUUAGAAGGCACCUUGUCUUCGUGGUUGCAUUGCACGCCGAUGAACAACGAAGAAUUCGCGUCCUGUCUUCUUUGGAGAAGUGUUCUUCUGCCUGAGGUAUGAACAAAUGUAUGUAACUAACUGUUAGAUAUGGGAAGAAGUAAGAAAUUAGCUAAGCCAUUGUCCUGUUGAUUUUGCACUAAUCAGUCAGGCUGUGAUUCUGUCUAAGAAUUGUAUUUCAUGACAACCUUGAAUUAUGAAGCAUCAGAUGUUUUAGCCUAA